AUGAAGCAGGUCACUUGUGUCAAGUUGCGUUUUGCUGAACGAAUUCUUGGCCCAGAACCGUUUGGCACCGGUUACGCAGACCGCCCCUGUAUCGAGACAGUGCUCAGUGUGCCCUGUGGCAAAGCGGCCUUCGGCAGCACCAUGGCAGCCAGAGCGUGGGCAGAUGAGACCUCGUCCAUGGGAUCGCUCGGGGAACGCAUCGAAGCAGACGUCUGCUCAAACGAGGCCGUGGGCUCCCCGACCUUUGGGUCAGAAGGGGAGAGCUUUCCCACGGUGCCACCGCCCUUGCCUCGUGUUGGCCCGGUGGUCAACCCGGCGGCUCGCAGGGUGCCGGGCUUCUGGCUACCCAGAGCAGUGCGUUUGCCACGCCUUGGACCGAAUGGAGCCAGGCAACCUUUGCUUUUGCGCCCAGGCCAAGCUCCGAACGUCCGGGCCGCGUCGGAAGCUUUGCAGUGGGCGUGCUUCCGGGCAUGGCUCUUGACCCACGGUGUGCACCAGAUGCCAGCCAUACUGGCCAUCAUGCUGGUGGCCUAUGUGCGCGCCAUGCUGUCGUUGCAGCCGCAAGAUUUACAGUUGCUUGACGGCCUGCGCACCAGCCUGCUCCACCAGUGGCGCUACUUGCGCCGCAUGCCCUUCUGGAUUUGGCGCUUGCUGGCUGUAAGACGUCGGAUGCCGAGCUGCGCAGAAGAGGCGUGGGAGCUCAGCAAGGCAGUCUUUAGGGAGCAGUUUUUGGCCCACCUGGGCUUCAACUCGGGCCCGGCAGUCUUUAGGGAGCAGUUUUUGGCCCACCUGCGCUUCAACUCGGGCCCGGCGCGGCCGGCAGGUGCAGGCCGCUACUGGUGCGCAGGCACUGUGCUGUGCACUGUUCUUGCACUGCCUCGACGCAUUUUGAUUGAUCUCCGCAGAGUUCCAUCCAUGACGGCCAGAACGCAGACAUGCAAUGGCAGUCACUCCUGUGCCUGGGUGCCGCAGCCGAUUCUCACAAGGCGGGCGGUACUUGCACAGACCGCCGUGCCAGCUAAGUGCAACGGAAAGACCGAAAAAGCACGGGCGGUAUUUGCACAGACCGCCUUGCCAGCUAGGUUUGUUGGCAUGGCGUUUGCUCUACACAGUGAGUACAUGCAGGGCAACGUUGAUGUGGCCUUUACGCACAGUGACAAGCCAUGGCCGGCGGAGGUAGAGGAGGCCAUGGAAAGAGCAAGAACCAUUCCUGGGAGCAAGUGGCGCAGUUACGCGCGCAUCAGCGACCGAGCCGGCAUUUUUCUACGAGAGUAUGUCAAGGUCAGUGAUUUCGCCUGUCACACUUCCUUUGGGCAUCGAUGGUUCCAUGUCUGGGAACACUUGCAAAGGUCUCCUUAUCCGCAGGAUCCCUAUCGGUUUGCCGUUGUUAAGGACUACAACUUCGUGACGCUGGCCGUGAGCUGCAAGGUGCAGAACCUGGGCCCGGGCUUCACUGCAGAAUAUGCUUUGUGCAGCGGCCGCAUCUUUGCAACACAUACCUUUCGGCAUUUUGUUCCUGCCAUCACCGUACGGGACAUUCAGCGUGCGGCACAAAAGCUCGCGCUGCGAAAAAGGUUGUUGGAGAGCCCGACCCAGCCCAUGGAGAUGUUGUUUGAUGGCUUCCACUUCCCGCUGCCAAGCGCCGUCAGCAUUUGGACCACCAAAGCGUCCACUGCGCCUCCGGAGCCUUCUGCCAUGGCGGUGCAACAGCAGCGCCUGCAGCAGUGGAUGGGCUACCUGAAGGCCUUGACCUUCGACGAGCUUGAUGAGCUGUCCAAAGGAGAUUCGACCAACAGACUGAACCGUGUGCUCGGGCUGACCGCCCCCAUGACGAUGUCUGAGUACAUGCAGAGGCACAGCAAACGGGAUCGUCCCCAGAGACCACCCGAGUCGGAGACCACAACGGACAACGAUGACAUCGAGACAGACAGCAGUGUGACGGCCUGCGCGGCAUUCUUAGCACAGGAACUGCCCGCCGGCUUGGUUCUAGGCUGGCAAGCCGAAGACCGGGAGAGCCGUCUGUCGCCGAAAACCGCAGGAGCCGUUCUCAAAGCACAAUUUUCCCAGUCGGACGCGUCGAGCCCGAAGACGGCCCCAGACAGCUUCCACGAAAGGCAAAAACGCGCUGUGCCGCCCUGUUUGUAUUUGCCGAAAAUUUUGCAGGGAGGCAGGACGGCCCUAGAAACUCCCACGAAAGGCAAAAACGCGCUGUGCCGCCCUGUUUGUAUUUGCCGAAAAUUUUGCAGGGAGGCAGGAUGGCCGCAGGAGCUCCCACGAAAGGCAAAAACGCGCUGUGCCGCCCUGUUUGUGUUUGCCGAAAAUUUUGCAGGGAGGCAGGUUCCGAACACACUGGCCAGCUCCAGCAGAAGAAGUCUCUUUUGGAAAGGGGUUAUGCCCCCAUUUCUUCUCUACGCCAUUUUGGCGCAACUCUGGCGCCGCAAAGCCCCGAGCUUAAUACGCCAGGCAGUGCGGGUAAAUGCCCUGAAGGAAGCCCCUCAGGCGGAACCAGAAGGAGAGCAAGCGGACGCAGGAUGGAUGUGGGACGGGCCCUGGGAAGAAUGGAACCAGGAUCUCCAGACCCUCCUGCCCUGUGAGGCCCAAGCUAUUGACUUCGACUGGGCAAGCGCCCUACCGCCAGAGCUGCCAGUCGAGGGGGCGAAGGUGAUGUGCGGCCGGUGUGGGGAACACCUUCUUGUGAUCUACCUCUCCGCGCCGGUGGAGGAGGUCUACACCAGGACGCUGGAAGCCCUCUGCCAGGUCAGCAUCUGUCGCCGCCUCCUCCUCUUCCACGGCACAGCCGAUGGCAAAGCUCGGUGCUCGGACAAGUUCUGCCAUGUUUGCCAGCUGUGGAUGAGUAGUAGAGUAGGUGACCGGCUUGGCUAUGGGUGCCAUACUCAGGAUGACUCAGCACGUGUUAAGCUCAAUUUUGCCUUUCUGAGCUUUGAAACGCUGUUUUGGCAGCCCGGGACCUCUAAAGAGCUUAAUUUGGAGCAGAAAUUGACUUGGCAAAAGCUUGGAAAGGCCUCUAAAGAGCUUAAUUUGGGCUUCUGGGAGCUUUCUGGGAAAGGGGUCUA
Messenger RNA from Cladocopium goreaui, 3074 nucleotides. Lineage: Eukaryota; Dinophyceae; Suessiales; Symbiodiniaceae. The record is from the annotation of a GenBank genome assembly.